AAACGAAUAAAGAAAGGUGAAAUUGGUUAUUCUCUGAAACACUUAGCGUUCGCUAGCGGUCUCAUACGUCGCUGUCAGUCAUAAAUUAGGGGAAAGGAAGAGAGCUAUCAAAAGCAAAGCAUAUGAGAUGCUAUACUUUAAUCCUCUCUCUUUCUCUCUCUGUCUCUCUCUCUCUCUCUCUUCGAGCGGGAAAAAUGUAAAGCCUUUUUCCUUUCUAUCACCUCAUCCAUUUCAGUUCACCCUUCACCAACGACAGAUACAACGAGCUCCCUACACCUCUUUUCAACUGUCAUCAGUUUCUUCUUCUGUUUCUCUAUCUGGAUGAGUUUUUGACAGUACCGAUUUCUCUCUGGUUACGUGCAUCUUCUUUCAAGAGUUAGCAUGGCUGUUGUCUCUAAAGGCUUUUCCAUCCGCGAGUAUGCUUCCAAAAUGAGAAGCAUCGACGUGGUGAAAAGCUGGCCGUUCUGUGGAGGUUCUUCUUCUUCUUCAGAUGAUGAUAAUGGUAACAGUAUGGUAAACAAACAAACCAUGGAAUCUCUUCUCCCUCCGAUCACAGUCAUCAAAUUCCGCUGGUGGUCCGAAGAGCUUGAUCUUCUCAAAUCAACUGAAUUAGCUAACAUAGAAAGCAGCGGCAUGGAAAAUAACAAGCUUCAAGAAACGCAACCCAGAAGCGAAAAUGAUUUGUUGCAAGUAAAUCUUCAUGUUGGGGAGAAAUCCGAUGAAAGAUCAGACAUGUUGGAAUGUCCCGUUUGUGGGGCAUUUGCUGCUUCCACAGUGAAUGCGUUGAAUGCUCAUGUUGAUAGCUGUCUUGCUCAAGCAUGUAGAGAAGAGAGGCGCCAAAUGAGGAUGGCAAUUAAGGCUACAAAAUCAAGAGCCCCCAAGAAACGAUCCAUCGUUGAGAUCUUUGCUGCGGCUCCACAGAUCCACAUGGUUGUUGAUGCUGCUGAUGAUAACAAUUUGCUGGAUGAAAAUGAAAAUGGCAGUUUGGACAACAAGUUGAAUUGCAAGAUUGAGAGGCCAAAGAAGAAGAAGAAAAAGAAGAAGAAAGUGGCAAUUGUGAAAAAGUUGAAGAAGAGAAAGAGGAAGUUGGAGAAGAAUAAGAAUAAGAAGCAAGAUGGGCUAAUUGUUAAGAAGAAGAAUGGUUGCAAGCAGAAGCUGCAAAUUCCUGUCAAUUUCAAUAGAAAAUCAAACAGGGGCUCAAACGCUGUUUCUAUCCUUAGAAAGAAACCAAGUCUCAAAUGCGUGUCUGCAAAGAAGAAAAGCAAGGUUGUUCAGGUAUCCAAGCCAAUUGUAGAGCAUGAGCCAAGUUCACCUGUUCUAGGCAUUCUCAAGAAUCCCACAAAAUGUGUUUCUGGACAAAAUCCAACAAUAUGUAAUUUGAGGGCCACUACUCAAACAAAUACCUGCGGCGUUCAACAUUCAGUCAGGCAUGUCAGUUUCUCAGGUAAGGAUGGCAUACUUGGUCCCCAUAAGAAACAUGAUGCUUCAUUUGAGAAAAGCAUUUGCCACAUUGAUUUGGAUUCAUUUGAUCUGUCAAAAAAAGGCCUUCAGAAUGAAGGUGAUAAGGAAUUUCUGGCCAGAGAGAUAAACAGAAGUGAUGAGGAAGAUGUUUCUUUUAGCACAGAAAAUGGAAUUGGGGUGCAAGCUACAAUGGAAAAGCAACAGUUGCCUGAUUUUCAUCACAAUGUUGAUAUACCAAAAUUUCUCAGACCUAGUAUCAAUGAGCAAGAAAAAAUAAAUCAUUUUUCGGAUAGAUCUUUGCAACCAGGUCAAGUUGUAUUAGAUUCUGGUAAUUUUCAUAUGUCUAAUCAAGGAAAUCAAAAUAUAUUUUGUAGCCCUCCGUCUACUGGUGUUCCUAGACUCUUUUCUGCACCGAAAGAGAUCCAAAAUCCUUUUGUCAAUUCACAAGUAUGUGGUGGUGUUUCUACGGCUUUGAAUUACAGUUCCCUGUUUGUUGAUUAUUUUGGAGAUCACACCCGGGAAGUUGCUAUAAGUUCUAAGGCAAAUCCAAGGGCAUCUUUGCAGCCUUUAUCAUCUGGUUUUGCUUUGAUUAAAAAUGCCAAUGAAAGUGCUCCAUUUACAUCAGAAAAUGUUUCAGGCCAUCCUUUGUCCCAUCAGCCAUUUUAUCAUUUGUCUCCUAUUGAACUGAUGGGGAAGCAAUGUCCCUUUCCAGAAUGGAAACAGAAGGCAGUUGCCUUUUCAGAAAAGUACAGGGAUGAGGGAUAUUUUGGUUUGCCUCUUAAUUCACAAGGUGAACUAGUACAGGCAAAGUCAAGUGGAAAUGGAGGAUUCAACCAGCUAAAGAAAUUGAGUCCAGUAUCAGGUUCUUCCAAUAGCAUUAACAAUCUUGUCUUGCCAAGGAGCAUGGAUGAUCAUUCAAUUAUGAAAGGGAUGCAUUUUACUGAAAGGGCACUUCCAAAUAAUCAGUUAAGUUUGUUUCCUGCACGGAAUCACUUGAAAGUGAAUGCUACUGUACAUUCACCAGUUAGAUUAGGGGCUACAGAAUUGCAAGGCCAUAGAAAAGAAGAUGGCUUCCGUCUAAAUUCUAAUAAGAGAUGCAACCAUUCCAUCUGCUUGAUGAAUUCAGACCUAAAUUUGAUGAACAUCUCUUUCAGUGGAUGUGGGCAAUAUGACCAGUUUCAGAACCAAAAGGAUAAAGGCAUCACUCAUGCAAAGGAAAAUGCAGACAAGAUGCUCCUGAAUAGUCCACCUCCAACAAUGCGGUUGAUGGGAAAAGAUGUUACAAUUUGUCGAAGUAGUGAUGAGAUACAAGAAUUUGCAGAUGGAAAGGUCUGGACUGAUAAGGAAAUCAUAAAGGAGCAGCAUCCUCAAAGUAUUGCCCUUCAGAAUUCCUUUCUUGAUAGACGAUUACCAGAAGACUGGCUUUUGGAUCCAGCAUCAGGAAAAUUUAAAGAAACUCGUGUUCAACAAUUUGAAAUAGAGAGCAGCCAGGCCUUUCCCUCCAAUGUACUCAUGAAGUCUCCUGAGUGUAAUUUCUUUCAGCCAGGUCUUAACUGUAGAGCAAAUCCAGAAUUCCAUAAUAGCAGCCUAGGAAUGGCAGGAGAUCCUAAUCCAAAAUCACACCAUUUAGCUCAUCCACCCACUUCCCAUGCUAUUUUUGACAGUGGAGCUGACUACCCGGAGCCUUUUAUAUCCAGAAAUGAAACUUUAAGAGUUAUUUCUCGACUACCCGCAGCAUCUACUUCACACAGAAACUAUCAGAAUAUAAAUGGGAAUUCUGUUGAACUCGAAAACAAGCAGAAUCUACUGAAUGCCGGAAACUCGUCUUUCAACUUUCCUUUUUUGUACCCAGAUCAUGUUGAAAAUUUCCAUCCGUCUUGGGUUCGUGGCUCCUCAAAGGGCCUGAUGCCAUGGUUGUUACAAGCAACACAGCAAGCGAAGGCACCAAGUACACGUUCUCGACCUCUUCCUGAAGUGGGUGGUAGGUUUCAUCCGCAUACUGCUCGAACUAGUUUUCUUACCAACCACUUGGUUCCUCAUUCGCCAGUUGUUAAUGAUCACCACUUGCACAUGGAAAGUUCAGUUGGGCAACCAUCUGUAGCUCACUCCCCACUCAUCCUACCUGUUCCUGGAAUUAAACUAAAUUCUUCUGUUAAUAUGAGCCACAGGAACAGAAUGAAGUCAAAAAGUGUUGGCAUUCAGGACCCUGAUAUUUGCCAGAAGACAAGGAAGAGACCUGGAGCGAGAGAAGAUUAUUCAAUGAAGCCGAUUAAGAUACCUAAUCUAGGAAUUCAAGAUGAAUCAAGAGCUGCCGCCCUGUUGGCUAGAGAAAAGUUCAUCGAGGACAUUCAAUGUAACACAGAGUCACUUGAAAUUGAACCCGAAAGGAAUGAAGCAAGCCUUGUAGGAUGGAUUCCAAAUGAGUCUCAAUGUAAUGGGUUUGGACUUUCAGCUGGCAUUGAUUCUUCUAAAGUUGAUGGUGUGGCAAGAUCAGGUCCUAUUAAACUGAGUCCUGGCGUGAAGCACAUCCUGAAACCCGGCCACAGCCAAACUGUGGAUCAGGAUAACUCGAGGUUGAUCCAUUCAACUAUUCCUUUUGCAUCUAUGACUGAUUGUGGUAGCAUUUUGGAGACUCAGAAGAAAUCAACAAAGAUUUACAGGUUUUAGGAGUAAGUCUUAUCCUCCUGCGGUUAAAAUUUUCUUUUUCAGUUUUCGUCACCCAGGCUUUAUAAGUUGUGCAUGUGAAUGUAACAGGACUAUGUAUCUACUAGCCUGCAUGAUACAAGACUGUAUUUGACUGCUCUUUGCUUGCAACUUCCAAGGUAUCAUUAAAGAAUGAAGUUAAGUUUUCAUGCAUUUGCUACCAGCUCCAACUAGUAUAAUAACCGACAUAAAGAGCAAAAACAAAACGAAAAUUACAGUUAUUACAAUCCAAGAGCCGAGGAUCAGUGAUUUACUGCAUCAUGGUUUAAGCUCCUUCACUCCCUCUUUUCCAAGAAAACAAAAAAGAAGUUAUUUCUUUAAUUUGAGGUUUCUGUACUUUGAAUUUGUAAUACAAUGUUGUAAAAUGUGAAUUUAUACUUCUUACUGAUACCAUUAGAAGAUGUUU
Molecule: messenger RNA, 4570 nt
Organism: Durio zibethinus
Lineage: Eukaryota; Viridiplantae; Streptophyta; Magnoliopsida; Malvales; Malvaceae
Source: RefSeq, a predicted model, not a curated record